Laccaria bicolor S238N-H82 is the source of this 1179-nucleotide messenger RNA. RefSeq lists its product as uncharacterized. The record is from RefSeq and is a predicted model, not a curated record. NCBI's taxonomy places the organism in Eukaryota, Fungi, Basidiomycota, Agaricomycetes, Agaricales, Hydnangiaceae. The annotation marks the transcript as partial. The transcript has 3 exons.
AUGGAGUGGAUCGUGCCCGAGUUAGCAAUGCGGCCAGAAUUGGGCUUGGCUGUCAAUUAUAUGCAACAAAGCUUUACACCCCCACCUGUUGAGCGCACGUCCCGGCCAGAAGGUUCGCGUUCGGUAUCCCGUUCUCGGCAGGUCAGCCCACCAGAUCCCAAGGAGGUUCAUCUUGACACGGCGCUCUAUCAGAAGAAGAUUGACUUUAGGUCCUUGAGCCCCCCACCGAACUUCGACAUGCAGACGAUGCAGCAGGAGAUCAGAAGACUUGCUCAUGGCCAAGCCGACCUCCUGCAGAAACUCCGAGACCAACAAGCGCAAGUCAGCGUCAUGGAGUCGUCUACCCCUACUAUGCGAGAGUAUUCGGCAUUUGUGGUCCGAAAACAAGAUAUUGACGCAAGUGCCCUUCUCCCCCCGGCAGUUGACUCACCCGUGACCCUGUCACAACGUCUUUUGGCGCUCGAAGAGAUUACCCGGUGUAUUCAAGAUCAAGAUUUGGCUAGCCGUCCUCUGUCGGAGAAAAUUGCAAGUCUAGAGACCUCCGUUUGGUUUCAGGAAGAAAAAAUCACCGGAGCGACUCGCCGGAUGGACCGUAUUGAAGAGUCUGCCCACAUGCGUUGGAAGGAAACACAAGAAGAUUUGCAGUCCAUCCGAAGUGAUCACCAGAGACUGGAAGCCGAGGUGAGGGAAGCCGUCAAGACACUGGAGAACAAGUGGGAGACUACGCCAGCUGCGUUACAAGAGAGUCUCACCCGGGGCUUUGAGAAACUUGCAAGCCGCAUCGAAACUGCCGAGCUAACGCUCCACGACCUCACCAAAUCCGUCACUACUAUUUCGGAGCUCAACCUGCGGCUCGGUGCUCGCCAAUCAAGUCUGGAAUCGCUCAUUAUCCAGUUCCUCGGCAACAAGGAGAAGAAGCACACUGGCAUCAAUACCGAUCGCUCAGUCUCACCCGACCGCGGUCAGAAAAGCCAGCAGGUACAAGUCUCCCCGACCCCGGGUGUCGUUCUGCCAAACCCAGUUUCAACCGAUCACGCGCAAGUCUCUCCAACCCCGGCCGUCUUUCUGCCUCCAGCAUCUGAGAGCCCAGCGGUCCUUCUGUUGGCGCCAAACCCAAUUCCUCCAACCCGGGCAAGUUCGCCCGGUCCUUACAUUGGGGGUAAUAGGAAGUCACCUCGG